Messenger RNA from Salvia hispanica, 1938 nucleotides. RefSeq names its product Class II aaRS and biotin synthetases superfamily protein (gene OVA6). NCBI's taxonomy places the organism in Eukaryota, Viridiplantae, Streptophyta, Magnoliopsida, Lamiales, Lamiaceae. Gene Ontology annotation, molecular function: proline-tRNA ligase activity; ATP binding. Gene Ontology annotation, biological process: prolyl-tRNA aminoacylation. Gene Ontology annotation, cellular component: chloroplast stroma; mitochondrion; aminoacyl-tRNA synthetase multienzyme complex. The record is from RefSeq and is a predicted model, not a curated record.
AAGUCUCACUCUCGAGUCUGCAACACCACCACCACGAAAUGGGGGCUCUCACUCUCAGGCUCCCCUCCCUCACUUCUCUCUCGCUUCCACGCUAUCACUUCUGCCGCCAGCUGUGUACCCCUCUCCGUUCCGUCUCCGCAGCAAAAUUUUCCGUACAAAGCAGCACCGUUGAGAAGGAGAUCGCCGCAACUACUCCUGAAAUCGAAUCUGCCUCGCACAAGCCGAGGCUGCAGCCCGAGAAGGAUCGAGUUAUCACUCCUCGAUCGCAGGACUUCAACGCCUGGUACUUGGACAUCAUCGCCAACGCGGAGCUAGCUGAUUAUGGCCCCGUUCGCGGAACCAUGGUUAUUCGUCCCUACGGCUACGCAAUUUGGGAAGCAAUUCAGGAUUAUUUGAAUGUGAAGUUUAAGGAGACUGGUCAUAGUAAUAUGUAUUUCCCUCAGUUUAUCCCAUACUCAUUCCUUGAGAAAGAAGCUAGCCAUGUUGAAGGCUUUAGUCCAGAAUUAGCUCUAGUCACAGUUGGAGGAGGAAAGGAGCUUGAAGAAAAGCUUGUGGUUCGACCCACAAGUGAAACAAUUGUCAACCACAUGUUCACUCAGUGGAUUCAUAGUUACCGCGAUCUUCCACUAAUGAUCAACCAGUGGGCAAAUGUGACAAGAUGGGAAAUGCGCACUAAACCAUUUGUGAGAACUCUGGAAUUCCUCUGGCAGGAAGGUCACACAGCUCAUGCCAGUCCCGAGGAGGCAGAAGCGGAGGCAAUGCAGAUGAUUGAUGUGUACACAAAAUUUGCCUAUGAGCAAGCUGCAAUACCUGUUGUUGUGGGUCGUAAAUCAAAGGUGGAGACCUUUGCCGGUGCUUCAAAGACCUAUACCAUUGAAGCAAUGAUGGGUGAUCGAAAAGCUUUGCAAGCCGGAACUAGCCACAACCUUGGGCAGAAUUUUUCACGUGCAUUUGGGACACAGUUCAUGGAUGAAAAUGGCGAAAGGCAGCAUGUGUGGCAAACUUCAUGGGCAAUUAGCACCAGGUUUAUUGGCGGUAUUAUCAUGACACAUGGCGAUGAUGCAGGAUUGAUGCUUCCCCCGAAACUAGCCCCAAUACAGGUUGUAGUAGUUCCAAUAUGGAAGAAGGCUGACGAAAAGGCUGGAGUUCUUGAUGCUGCCUCAUCUGUGAAGGAAACUCUUCAAGCUGCAGGAAUCAAGGUUAAACUUGACGAUGAUGAACAGAGAACACCAGGUUGGAAGUUCAACUUCUGGGAAAUGAAGGGUGUACCAUUGAGGAUCGAAAUUGGGCCUCGAGAUGUUUCAAAUGGGAGUGUCGUUGUUUGUAGAAGAGAUAUUCCUGGGAAACAAGGGAAAGUUUUUGGUAUAUCAAUGGAAUCGUCUACCUUGGUGGCUUAUGUGAAAGGCAAGCUGGAUGAGGUUCAGUCAUCUCUUCUCGAAAGUGCAAAAUCAUUCCGAGAUAGCAACAUCGUUGAUGUGAGCUCCUACAGUGAGCUUAAAGAGGCAAUUGCUCAAGGCAAAUGGGCAAGAGGUCCUUGGUCAGCCAGUGACAGUGAGGAGCUGAAGGUGAAAGAAGAAACAGGGGCAACCAUUCGAUGUUUUCCCUUUGAACAGCCGGAAGGGGCAAAGAAAUGCUUGAUGACGGGAAAUCCAGCAGAAGAAGUUGCAAUUUUCGCUAAAUCUUACUAAUAAUCUCAGAGUCAAAAUUGCCCGUUCUGGUCUUAUGUUUCCUUCAGAUCAUCAUCUUGUUUCUGUAGCUGACAUGCUCAAGAAUCUCCAGCAUUGCCAUCUUCGUCAAAUUGGAAUCUUAUAUUUUCAAUAUAGUUUUAGAUUAUACAGCUAGAUUAUGUCUUUGUUGUCAACUAAGUGAAGCUUCAGAUAUUAAAUUUGCUGAUUUACUCUAUUUUAUUGAUUUUGGAGAAUAUUGGUGCUGAUGCAA